UAAUAUAUUGCAUAUAAUCAUAUUAGACGCUCACAAGUUAUUGUAAGGCAGGCUUCUCGUUGCCUGAACUAUAAAGUUACUUGUUACUGAAUUAAACUACUGUAGGGCUGUGGGUAAAGCAAGAGCACGGGGAGAGCUUCGUCUGUGCAACAGGAUCCACUUUAAUGUCUCAACUCAAGCCUAUAGGACAAUUGAACACUGAUAACCAAAAGAUGGCACAUCACUUCUUACUUCAUAUCACUCCGCCAAUGUUAAUCACAACUCACUUUACAAGCAAGUAAGGUGCGCCAUAUUAUAUAGAUCCAGAUCUAACUUAAGGAGCAGAAUACCAUAUGCAUACUGUAUGAAAAUAAAUCUUUACAAAAUAAAUCUAAUCUUACAUUAUCAAGGGGCUUCAGAAACAUGCCAAAAGGUAAAUUGGCCAAACCAAAAUGUGUUAUAUUCUCAAUUCUCAGAAUAAUGAUGUUUUCUUCAACACACACACGAUGUUCUCCUGAAGAACACAACAUCCCUUGCUGUCAAUCAGCAUGACGCGGAUGAACCAUGGGGGGUGUUGAGGAUGGCCCUAUAUAUAAAGACAACUGACAUCAGCCACCGCGCAGGAGACGAGCUUGAUCAAGCCUAUGAAACGUCAGAUCACAGAUUUCAGCCCACUUUGUUGCGUGGAGCCACGGGCCAAAAACCGCAUUAAAGCGAUGGAGAGAGGCAGCAUCUCCACCUCCAUCUCUGCUGAGCACCAGCUCAGCAUCUCCACCACAGACGGUCCCCAUGGUAACAUGGAUGCUCAGUGCGCCGGCUCCUCUUCCAAAAUCCUGCUGGCUUACAAAAACGCGUCGCAGCACCUGAGUUCAUCGGGAUUUAAAGCGGGACUGGGGAUCCUUAAAGUGGCCUCGUCUCAGUGGAAACAGGACAAGAAGACGCGCUCCUCGGGGACAUCCGUGAGACAGCUGUCCACAGCCAACAGCAGCAGCACCCAUCCCUGCAAGAGAUCCCCGCUGGAUCAUCUGGCGGCUCUGGUUCUCCACGGUCAAACCCGGCAUCAGAUUGGGAGCGCACCGUCACCGACCAAGCCGCAGAACUGUAAGCGCAUCGUGGUUCUCGGCGCGCCACGAGUCGGCAAGACCUCCAUCCUGAGGAGAUACCUCCGGGACGGAUUUGUGGAGGAGUACAAUCCCACAUCCGAGGAUUUCCUCAGGAAACUGUUUCGUAUCAGCGGGGAGAGCUACCAGAUUGACGUCCUGGACGCGUCCAGGGAGAGGGAUUUCCCAGCCAAGCGACGGCUGUCUAUUCUCACUGGAGACAUUUUCCUUCUCGUGUUCAGUCUGGAUGACCGGAGCUCUUUGGAGGAGGUGUGCGCCCUGAGAGCGGAGAUCCUGGCCGCUAAAUCCAAGCUCACCAGAUCCUCUGUGCCAGAUCAGUGCGCACAGGUUCCUCUGGUGGUCUGCGCCAACAAGCUGGAUCUCCUGGGGUCUGAGAGAGGGAUAUCUAAGGCAGAGGUGCUCCGAGCCCUCGGUGAGGACUGUGCCUACUUCGAAACGUCUGCAAAGGAUAGCACGAAUCUAGAGAAAGUCUUCGAAACUUUGGCAAAGCGAGGCGGGCUGCCGACUGAAACCGGUCCAUCUCAGCACCGCAAACUCUCCCUCCGGUCCUACCAGGCCAUGCGGAGCGGCCGUGUGCCGGGGAGAGGUGUCCAGACCCCUGGGUGUCAUGAUGCCUGCGGGGCCCUCUACCCACUGGCCCGUCGGCCGAGCUUCAGCACGGAUCUCAGACAAGUUAUUGGGCCACAUACUGCAAGAAAGCCAGCUAAAGCUCUGGACAAAUGUCAGAUUCAGUGAGUGAGAGACAAUGAGAGCAUGAGACGAAGGUUUACAGAGCGGAUAAAACGACGAGGAAAGCACUGACAUUCAUUUGAAUGUAAUGCAGUAUCGUUGUGUAAAUAAGUGAGAUGAUGUUUUCAAAAUAAAAUAUUUUUAAUAGCAUAA
This is a messenger RNA of Sebastes umbrosus (honeycomb rockfish), 1982 nucleotides long. RefSeq names its product GTP-binding protein Rhes (gene rasd2b). Gene Ontology annotation, molecular function: GTPase activity; GTP binding. The coding region runs from base 624 to 1835 and encodes 403 amino acids. The transcript is spliced from 2 exons. The record is from RefSeq and is a predicted model, not a curated record. NCBI's taxonomy places the organism in Eukaryota, Metazoa, Chordata, Actinopteri, Perciformes, Sebastidae.